Messenger RNA from Myotis brandtii (Brandt's bat), 2143 nucleotides. Its product is annotated as glycine-rich protein DOT1-like. NCBI's taxonomy places the organism in Eukaryota, Metazoa, Chordata, Mammalia, Chiroptera, Vespertilionidae. The record is from RefSeq and is a predicted model, not a curated record. Bases 921 to 1904 code for a protein of 327 amino acids. The transcript is spliced from 2 exons.
UCCGGCGGGCAAAGAAUCCAGGUUCCAGUCCAAAAAUCCCGUUUCAGAGAGCUAAGUGCUUUUGUGUGCAUUUUUGUAAUGUUUACUAAUUUUUAAAAACAAUAUUAUUUUGACAUUAAAGGAGCCAUUAAAAAAGGUAAUCGCAAAUCCUUCUACCUUAAUGUAUUCCCAUUUCCCCCCAUACUCACUUCUACUUCCCAUCCGUAACAUUUAUAUUAUUUAGUUAACUGUAUCUGUUGUACAGUCUUAGGUUGUUUUAAUUGUUACUAUUAUAAAUAACGCUGGGAGGCACAUUUUCAUGAAUAUGCCAUCUUUCUUCUUUUUAAAUUAUUUUCUUCAAGUAUGUCCCAAGGCCUUGCCUUAUUGAGGUCCAAUGGGAGUGGCAAAUUCUGUCUUGCUAUGUAUUAUCACAUACAUUACAGAAAAGACGACCAGUUCACAAUACCACCAGCAACGUAACUGUGGAUGAGAGCAGCAGCUUCUCCGAGAAUCAUUAGCGUGUUCGCGGAGGGGGCACUUUUCUUCAUGUAACAUUUUACUGAGGACGUUUGCACAGCACCAUUUCAAUGUCAUCAGGUAGAUGAUGAUCAGCAUCCGAUGACCGAUUGAAAACUCCUACACGCGCUCCUAUUUCUCCCUGACGUAGCCCGACAUCCCCCCUUCCCCCGCCACUGCACCAAGCCCAGUUCUAGGCACCGAAGACACACUGAGCAAAGCCCAUGCUCCUUCAGGCUUGCGGAUGAGGAACCGGGCCGGGCGGGCUCAGGUACCGCGACCUCGGGCCAGGGGACGGGGCUGGCGUCCGCAGCCAGGCCACCCACACGGGGCCGCGCGGUCAGGAGGCCGGAGGCCGGAGCCCCUGCUCGGAGGAUGGAGUCUGGGUGGCGCCAGUAGCGGCGGGAGGCCCUGUGGGAUGUCACAUGGAGGGAGGGUGGGCCAGGGGUUGGGAGCCCCGUGGGAUGUCACAUUGGGGGAGGGUGGGCCAGGAGUUGGGAGCCCUGUGGGAUGUCACAUGGAGGGAGGGUGGGCCAGGGGUUGGGAGCCCCGUGGGAUGUCACAUUGGGGGAGGGUGGGCCAGGAGUUGGGAGCCCUGUGGGAUGUCACAUGGAGGGAGGGUGGGCCAGGGGUUGGGAGCCCCGUGGGAUGUCACAUUGGGGGAGGGUGGGCCAGGAGUUGGGAGCCCUGUGGGAUGUCACAUGGAGGGAGGGUGGGCCAGGGGUUGGGAGCCCCGUGGGAUGUCACAUUGGGGGAGGGUGGGCCAGGAGUUGGGAGCCCUGUGGGAUGUCACAUGGAGGGAGGGUGGGCCAGGGGUUGGGAGCCCCGUGGGAUGUCACAUUGGGGGAGGGUGGGCCAGGAGUUGGGAGCCCUGUGGGAUGUCACAUGGAGGGAGGGUGGGCCAGGGGUUGGGAGCCCCGUGGGAUGUCACAUUGGGGGAGGGUGGGCCAGGAGUUGGGAGCCCUGUGGGAUGUCACAUGGAGGGAGGGUGGGCCAGGGGUUGGGAGCCCCGUGGGAUGUCACAUUGGGGGAGGGUGGGCCAGGAGUUGGGAGCCCUGUGGGAUGUCACAUGGAGGGAGGGUGGGCCAGGGGUUGGGAGCCCCGUGGGAUGUCACAUUGGGGGAGGGUGGGCCAGGAGUUGGGAGCCCUGUGGGAUGUCACAUGGAGGGAGGGUGGGCCAGGGGUUGGGAGCCCCGUGGGAUGUCACAUUGGGGGAGGGUGGGCCAGGAGUUGGGAGCCCUGUGGGAUGUCACAUGGAGGGAGGGUGGGCCAGGGGUUGGGAGCCCCGUGGGAUGUCACAUUGGGGGAGGGUGGGCCAGGAGUUGGGAGCCCUGUGGGAUGUCACAUGGAGGGAGGGUGGGCCAGGGGUUGGGAGCCCUGUGGAUGUCACAUUGGGGGCCCUAAGCUGAAGCUGCCUCUCAAGUCGCAGCAGAGUCGCCGCCGAGCCUGCGCCGUCCCCACAGUUGCGCUCAGCGCUACACAGGAGACGGGGACGACACCCCGACCCCGACCCGCAGGGGCCGGUAACGCACCCGGUCCCGGGAGGAAGGCUUCGCCCACAGUCCAGGAUCCGGGGCACCUGCGGGGAGGACCGCCUCCCACUUGGAAACCCCUCUUCGGGGGCGGGGGCCCGGCUCCACGAGGGCUG